AUGUCUGAACAACCGAGCAACGAUUCUGGAACGUCUUCAACCGGCAAGAUGUUCACCUUCAGGCAAUCUGCGCUUGCUGCCAAAGCUGAUCAGUUGUGGAAUCAAAGCAAGUCUUGUUCUGGAUUUGGUACAAUGCCGUCCACGCAUGUUCAGUUGGAGAAGAAGUCGCUCGGUGACGUGCUUGGUCGUAUGGCCGAAGAAAAGAGGCUCAGACAAGAACGGGAAGAAAAAGGGAGGCAGUCUUUCGUAUUUGGUUCUAAAAUCUCCGAUCGGGUAUUAAAGCGAGAGGACUUCGAUUUUCCGUCUGAGGCUAUGGAGACUUCUGAAAAGAAAAAAGAGCACGACCGGCCAAGUACGAGUGUAAUAACCGUGACUACUGGAGAGGAGAACGACGUGAGCAUAUUCCAGACAGCAUGUAAAUUGCAUUCUUUCGACGCGGAGGGGAAGAGAUGGGUGGAACGUGGGCUUGCGAAUAUAAAGAUAAACCGACAAGAUGAAAAUGGAGAAGUCCAUCAUCGCAUAGUGGCUCGUACUGCUGGUAAUCAUCGUGUGGUUAUCAAUUCUAAAGUGCAUGCGGAUAUGCUUUUCGAGCGAGUCGAUCCUAAGAGGUUAAAAAUUAGCGCAACGACACCAGACUCUAAUACAAUGCAAAUAUUUCUGGUCACCAUCAGUUUUUCUAAGACAGCUAUUAAUAUAGAUGAGUUCUGUUCUACUCUUGAAAGUAUUCUUAGGAUGGAAAAAGCCAAAGCGUCAUCAAAUAGGAAGAGAAAGGCAGAUGAAGAUUCUUCAUCUUCUUCUAAAACACCUAGGAAGAGCUCUAACGAUGAUCCCAUACUGAAAGACGAAAAUUUUGUGAUUAAUUCUGCUGGGAAUGAUUUGGAAGGUAUUCAGGAGGACGACAGUUUAGUUCCAACGAUCAGUGGCACAUCGUGGUUCAUUUCUAGUAAUGGAUUUUUGAUUUUCAUACGAAAACUCGGUGCCCUUGUGUUGAUAUGUUGCAUAGAUUUUCAAUGUCGUCGAUCUCAUAAGAUGAUUGACUCUAUCUAA
Angiostrongylus costaricensis is the source of this 1047-nucleotide messenger RNA. NCBI's taxonomy places the organism in Eukaryota, Metazoa, Nematoda, Chromadorea, Rhabditida, Metastrongylidae. The record is from the annotation of a GenBank genome assembly.